Bolinopsis microptera is the source of this 6826-nucleotide messenger RNA. Its product is annotated as myosin-11-like. NCBI's taxonomy places the organism in Eukaryota, Metazoa, Ctenophora, Tentaculata, Lobata, Bolinopsidae. Gene Ontology annotation, molecular function: microfilament motor activity; ATP binding; actin filament binding. The record is from RefSeq and is a predicted model, not a curated record. Gene Ontology annotation, cellular component: cytoplasm; myosin II complex; myosin filament.
CACUACUAUAUAACAAAUAAUUUGAGCUAACAGUUCAAUGUAUUCAGAACCACGGACUUCCGUAAACCCCAAAUACAAACUUGCUGCGUAUAAGGGUAUGUCCGACGCUGCCCUAAAGUAUCUUGUUGCGGAACGGUCACUUGCACUCAAUGCUAUAUCACAAGCUGAAUGGGCCGAGAAAAAGUACAUUUGGGUGCCACACACUGAACAUGGGUUUGUAGAGGGACAGAAGAUCGAAGAGCUUGGAGAUGAGAUUAACGUACUCUUCGCUGAUGGAUCCACUGCUUGUAUCAGUGCGGAUGAUGUACAGAAGAUGAACCCGCCAAAGUUCGACAAGGUGGAAGAUAUGGCAGAUCUAAGUGUGCUCAACGAGGCUAGUGUCCUUCACAACCUCCGGGACAGAUUCCAGUCUGACCUUAUCUACACAUACUCCGGUCUGUUCUGCGUGGUGGUCAACCCCUACAAACGACUUCCUAUCUACACUGAGAGAGUAGUGGACAUGUACAAAGGAAAAAAGAGAUACGAAGUGCCGCCCCACAUUUUUGCUAUUACUGAUAACGCCUAUAGGUCUAUGUUGCAAGACCGUGAGAACCAAACUAUCCUGUGUACUGGAGAAUCAGGAGCGGGAAAAACAGAGAACACAAAGAAAGUUAUCCAGUAUCUUGCCAGUAUUACCAGUAGAGGAGGAUCUGCUUAUUUGACCGAUACAGCUGUUCAGAAUGGAGGGCCCGUGUCUCCUGUCAAACCUAAUGUAAAAGUUUCAGCUAAGGGCAGUAUAUCCUGUUUCCCAUUCCUUACAGAAGAGCAAAAAGCGCUGAUGAAGAGGAAAAGCUCGAUGUCGCUGAACGCUAAAACAGGAGCUCAAGUUAAUAUGGGUGAUCUGGAGCUGCAGCUUCUGCAAGCUAAUCCUAUCCUCGAGGCGUUCGGUAACGCUAAAACAGUCAAGAACGACAACUCCUCGAGAUUCGGAAAGUUUAUCAAGAUCACAUUCGAUGUAUCAGGAUACAUAUCAGGAGCUAAUAUUGAGACUUAUCUGCUGGAGAAAGCAAGGGUUAUUAGACAGGCUCUAAAUGAGAGAACUUUCCAUAUCUUCUAUCAGAUGCUCUAUGGUGCUACUAAAGAAAUGAAAGAAAAAUUCUUACUGGAGGAUAUAAACGAGUAUCCGUUCAUUUCAAACGGACACGAGUCCAUCGCCGGACAGGACGAUUCACAGGACUUCCUGGACACGCUGGAAGCUCUAGAGAUAAUGCAAGCUGCACCCGAAGAGAUUGAGACUAUCCUAAAGGUGGUCAGUUCUUGUUUACUGUUUGGUAACGUUGAGAUCAAACAAGAGAGGAAUUCUGAUCAAGCCAUCCUUACUAACAACACAGUAACCCAGAAGAUUUGCAAGCUGCUCGGAAUGCCAGCAGUUGACUUCGAGAAAGCCCUCCUAAAACCUCGCAUAAAAGUAGGACGAGAGUAUGUUGUAAAAGCCCAAAAUCAGGACCAAGUCCGGUUCUCUUGUGAGAGUAUUGCUAAGGCAAUAUACGAGCGAACCUUCAAGUGGGUCUCUCAGAAGAUCAACAAGGUGCUGAGCAGAAACCAGUUCCAGGGAGCAGCCUUUGUGGGGAUCCUGGAUAUUGCUGGCUUUGAGAUCUUUAGGAUUAACAGUUUUGAGCAGCUGUGUAUCAACUACACCAACGAGAAACUCCAACAACUCUUCAACCACACCAUGUUCAUCUUGGAACAGGAGGAGUACAGAACUGAGGGUAUCGAGUGGAAAUUCAUCGACUUCGGGCUAGAUCUGCAGCCUUGUAUUGACCUGAUUGAGAAGCCUAUGGGAAUCCUGGCGUUGUUAGACGAGGAAUGUUGGUUCCCCAAAGCUACUGAUCAGACUUACGUUAGCAAGGUGGAGAAUGAGAUGGUCGGCAAGAGCAAGUUCGCCAAACCCGACUUCAGAUCAGACGCAGACUUCUGCGUGCUCCACUACGCCGGAUAUGUAGAGUACAAAGCGGACAAGUGGUUAUUGAAGAACAUGGACCCUCUUAACGAGAACUUGGUACAGCUGCUGUCUGAGUCUGCUGACUUCUUCGUUGCGGCCCUCUUCAGAGAUACUAGCAGUAAUCCCGGAUUCAGCUCAAUGUCUACAGCAAACGCCGGACAGACCAGUCGUGUCAGAAAAGGAAUGUUCCGAACUGUUUCCCAGCUCUACAAGCAACAACUGGAGACCCUUAUGGGAGUGCUCCACGACACCAGGCCUCACUUCGUGAGAUGCAUCAUACCCAACCACGAGAAGAAGCCGGGUAAAAUGGUGGCACCGUUGAUCUUGGAACAGUUACGAUGUAACGGUGUUCUGGAGGGUAUUCGAAUCUGCAGGCAGGGAUACCCCAACAGAAUCUUAUUCCAGGAGUUCCGUCAGAGAUACGAGAUAUUGACUCCCAAUGCUAUCCCAACCGGGUUCAUGGACGGCAGAAAGGCCGCCACUGCGAUGCUAAAUCAACUGGAUUUGGAUCCCCGAUUGUAUCGAAUUGGAAAAUCUAAGAUAUUCUUCAGAGCAGGUGUUCUCGCUAACCUUGAAUCUGAACGGGACGAGAAGCUCAGAGUUCUGAUCAUAGGAAUACAGGCACUUGCCCGAGGAAGGUUGGCAGUUGAGAACUUCAAGAAGCUUAUCCAGCAACACAAAGCUAUUCAAGUGCUACAAAGGAAUGGAAAGUGUUACCUGAAACUCAGAAACUGGCAGUGGUGGCGACUUUUCACUAAAGUUAAACCUCUAUUGCAAGUAACCUCACGUGACAAGGAGAUCCACGAGCGAGAGGAGGAACUGAAGAAAGUACAAGACAUGCACUCCAAAGACAAGCAGACGAUGGAGGAGAUAGAGGCUCAGCUCAAGAAGACAUCAGACGAGCGAGCAUUGCUGGCUGAGCAGAUAUUCAGGGAGAAGGAGAUGGCUGCUGAGGCUGAUGAUCAACGAGUAAGACUCUCUACGAAGAAGGCUGAGCUUGAAGAGUAUAUCCAUGAUUUGGAAGAGAGGAUUGAUGCUGAAGAAGAGAAGAAUGUGAAGAUUAUGUCAGAGAAGAAGCGUGUCGAGGGAACCAUUGGGGAACUCGAAUCCACGUUGGCAGAUGAGGGUAAUGCUCGCCAGAAGCUCUCUAUCGAGAAGCAGCAGCUGGAGAACAAGCUUAAGGCGCUUGAGGACAGUCUCGCUGGCAGAGAGGACAACAUAUCCAAGAUGACACGUGACAAAGCCCAGAUGGAUUCCCGACUAAAGGACACCCAGUCAGCACUGAUAGAGGAGGAAGAUAAGGGAAAAGCUCUGACAAAACAGAAAAUGAAACUAGAAACUGUACUUCAUGAACUUGAAGAUAAGCUCCAGAAGGAGGAAAAGGCACACGAAGCAUUAGACAAAGCGAAGCGAAAGCUAGAAAACACAAUCCACACUCUGCAAGACAGCUUGAAUGACAAAGAAAACAGAGUGACAGAACUCCAGAAUUCACUGGACAAAACUGUGGAGGAUGUUGCCAGACUUACUCUCAAGUCUGAAGACGAUGCCAGUGCGAGAAGCAACCUGGAGAAGAAGAUGAGAGAGCUGGAGAACAGAGUGAGUGAUCUCAGUGAGGAUCUGGAGGCUGAACGAGCUGCUCACAAGAGAACUGACAAACUCAAGCGAGAUCUCAACGAGGAGCUACAGAAGAUAAACAAUGAGUUGAUGACGAGCGUGGACAACACGGCCGUGCUGCAGGACCACAGGAACAAAAGAGAACAAGAAGCAGAGGAGCUGAAGAAACAGCUGCAGAAAGAUAGGGACGAGCACGAGACCAUGUUACAGACUAUGAGGAACAAGUAUCAGGCACAAGUUGAAGAUUUGGAGGAGCGAAUGGAGACUCAGAAGAAAUCUGCGGCCAGCUACGAGAAACAGAAAACAGAGAUGGGAAAAGAACGAGACCUUCUGAUGGAUGAACUGGAGCAGAUGAAACAGAUCAAGGCUGACCUAGAUCGUAAGAAGAGAGUUUUGGAGAGUACCCUCAACGAAAACACCGUCAAAAUCGAAGAGUGUGAGAAAGGCAGUGCACUUUUAGCAGAGAACAACAAGAAACUCACAGCGGAACUCGAAAAUCUCCUUCAGAAACAAAUGGACGCGGAGAGCAGAGUGUCGACGUUUGAGCGCCUCAACAAGGACCUAAACAGACAAAUAACAGAGAUCCAGGAGAACUUGGAGAACGAAACCAGGGAUAAGACUACCAUGGCCGCUAAAAUGAGGGACCUACAAGCAUCACAUAACCAAACUAUCGAGUUUAGAGAAGAACAAGAUGCCAGAGAAGCUAUUCAGAAUAAACUUAAUCAGACCUCACAACAAUUAGCGGAUGCAAAGCGCGUCGCAGACGAGCACGCGAACUCAUUGGAAGAGGUUGAGAACGCGCGCAGAAAACUGUCACGAGACCAGGAGGACCUUAACUCUCAGAUAGACGACCUCAGAAACCAGAUCCAGAAACUGGAGAAAUCCAAGAAACGAUUACAAGGCGAAGUUGACGACCUGCAAGUAGAUCUCGAGAAAGAGAAAACCAUGGUCAACUCCCUGCAGAACCAACAGAAGAAAUUCGACGCAACUUUGAAUAAGGAACGUGAGCGGGCGGACGGACUCGAGGGAGAUAAGGACGCGUACGAGAAGAAGUGCCGAGAUCUGGAGAGCAAAGUAUUGUCUCUACAAGCUGAACUCGAGGAUAACAAUGAGAAACUUUCAGACAGCGAGCGCAUUCGUAAACAGCAAGCAGCUGAAUUGAGCGAGGUGAUGGAGAGCAAGGAUGACGCGGGUAAGAACGUCCACGAGCUGGAAAAGAGUAAGAGGGCACUGGAGAACCUGGUCCAAGAACAGAAGGUUCAAUUAGAGGAACUUGAGGAUGAGCUGCAGGGAAUCGAGGAUGCUAAACUCAGACUUGAAGUCAACACGCAGGCGAUGAAAGCUAACUUCGAGCGAGAGCUGGUAUCACGUGACGAAGCGAGCGAAGAGAAACGGAGACAGAUCCUGAAACAGCUCAGAGAACUGGAACAAGAAAUCGAGGACGAGAGGAAACAGAGAUCUAGCGCGGUAGCAGCCAAAAAGAAGAUAGAAGGAGAUUAUCAGGAACUUGAGAUGAUGCUUGAAGGAGCUACUAACGCAAAGGAGGACCUCCUCAAACAAAACAAGAAAAUCCAGAACGCCCUCAAAGAUUAUCAACACGAUCUGGAUGAUGCCAGGCAGAGGGCUGACGAAGCUAACGAAAACGCCAAGUCAAGCGAGCGCCGCGCUAAGGACUUUGAAGCGCAGUGUGUGGGUCUGCAAGAGGACCUGGCAGCAUCAGAACGAGCCAGACGACAAGCUCAACAGGAGAGAGACGAACUGUUGGAGGAGAUGAGCUCAGCUUCUCUUGGAAAGAACGCAGUAGCAGAAGAGAACAAGAAACUGCUACACAGGAUCGCACAGUUAGACGAUGACCUGGAAGAGGAGCAAAACGAAGCUCUCAGACAUCUAGAGAAAUCUAAGAAACUCCAGCAAUUGUUGGAUGACAUGAAGGAAGAAUUGAACGUUGAGAAGAAUAACAGCGGCAGAUUGGAGGCUGACAAACUUACAUUCGAGCGACAAGUCAGAGAACUCCAAGGUAAACUUGAAGAAAUAGAAACGCAAGUGAAAGCAAAACAAGGAGCGGCUUUAGUUGCACUACAGAACAAGAACACCAGUUUGGAGGAACAGCUGGAGAACGAGUCAAAGGAGAAACAAGCGCUGAGCAAGACAACGCGCCGCGCGGAGAGGAAAAUGAAGGAGCUGGCUUUACAAGUGGAGGACGAGAGGAGACAGUCAGAUCAGUACAAGGACCAGAUGGAGAAAGCAAACAGCAGGAUGAAGGCGCUCAAGAGACAGAUCGACCAGAACUACGAUGAGAUGAGCGCAGUUAACGCAACCAAGCGGAAGCUUCAGAGGGACCUAGACGAACAGAUUGAGACUAACGACUCCCUUCAACGGGAGAACAACACUCUUAAGCAGAGACAAAGAGCCAAGUCCCACUUGCUUCAAGACUCACAACUUAACACAAGUCACCACUCACGAACAUUUGACCACGAUAAUUCGAGAAACAUCAACAUCUCCUCACUUGACAGCAAAUACACCAGUACACCAACAGAACGGGGCUACGGCGACAGAACCUCCACCGUCAGCAGGAAGACGACCAGGAAUCCCAGUCCUGAGGAGGAGAGCGACGACGAUAUCUGAUCACGUGACCUGACGACGCGUGUACGUGCGUUAUGUCACUCUACUUUGUUACACAACAUUUUAUAGAUUUUUAAUAAGCAAUCCUAAGGGGGUUAGUUUCAUUUGAAAAUUGUUCUUUUUGUUUUAAAGUUUUAAUUUUGUCACCUGAUAUGUUGCCAUGAUUGGUUUUAUGAUAAAUUUAAUAAGUGUCACAGCGAAAAUUUAUAGCUUAUUAUUCAAUGUUUUUUCAAGAAAUCAAGAAAUUCCGAUAUAAUACUGUAUUAUAACUAUAGGUUUUAGGUUCUACCAUAUAAUGAUAUGAAAACAUUCUUAACCUUCUGAUAGACGCACGCUUUUUGUGCUUGUACAGUUGCGCGCAUGUUUGCACUUGUGUUUGUAAACUUGCACGUGCUGUUCUUUUGACAACCGAAUGCUCAAUUGGAGAGGGUAUUGAGGUUUAUUAAGUAUAUUUAGUAACUAACUUAGUAACUGAACUAAAUGUGGUAGCAUUUUCAUGGAGAGGUUUGUACAUAAUUCCCCGACUGUUGUAGAGUUAUAAUAUAGUGUCACGUAAUUAAUAUUACACUACAUAAUAUAUCUUGUAUCUGUACACACUGAUUUACGUUU